AUGGAAAUAACAAAAUUUUUGAUAGCACACGCACAUUUAGAGACGUCUUUAGUUAACUAUCUCCUACUUGGUGUACUUUUUUGCGGCGCUAUCGCCGCAAAACUGAAAACCUUCAAGGACUCGGAACUUGAUUCUGGCGACGCGUCCGGUCGUAUCGUGGGCGGUUCAGAUGUGCCAGACGGUGCCCUUCCCUACCAAAUAUCUCUGCAGCUAACAAAGCAAAACAACUUUCAUACCUGUGGCGGUGCCAUAAUCGCUGACAGAUGGAUCCUCACUGCUGCGCGUUGUCUCAAAAAUAAAUCUCCAAAAGAUUUGUCCAUUUUGGCGGGAACCAACUCAAAAACUAAGGGAGGCACUAGAUAUAAAAUUGACAAAUUCUUUAAACAUGAAAAAUACACAUCGAAACCCAAUAAGAAUGAUAUUGCUUUGUUGAGAACUGCUGAGAAGAUCAAAUUUACAGACAAAGUUAAAGCCAUCGAAGUAGCAACCGAAGACCCCAAACCAGGAGAAAAGUGUAAAUUAUCUGGAUGGGGAUUCACUACCCAAAAUCAGAGAAACAGACCCGACAAAUUGCAAUGGUUGGACGUAAAAGUUAUAUCUGAGAAAGAUUGUAAAACUACGUUUAAUCAUUUCCGACGCUUUGAAAAGACUGACCCUAUUACUCCUAACCACAUCUGUAUUCUCAACAAGAAAGGUGAAGGCGGUUGUCAGGGUGAUUCUGGUGGAUCAUUGGUAUGCAACAACAAAUCAAGUGGUGUUGUCUCGUGGAAUAUUCCAUGUGCCAAAGGCCAGCUUGAUGUCUUCACGAGAACCAGUAAAUACACCUCUUGGAUUAAGGACACCAUGGAUGCCAAUAAGCCUUAA
This is a messenger RNA of Pieris macdunnoughi, 864 nucleotides long. NCBI's taxonomy places the organism in Eukaryota, Metazoa, Arthropoda, Insecta, Lepidoptera, Pieridae. The record is from the annotation of a GenBank genome assembly.